Molecule: messenger RNA, 4385 nt
Organism: Theobroma cacao (cacao)
Lineage: Eukaryota; Viridiplantae; Streptophyta; Magnoliopsida; Malvales; Malvaceae
Gene: PKDM7D
Product: Transcription factor jumonji (jmj) family protein / zinc finger (C5HC2 type) family protein
Biological process (GO): chromatin remodeling; regulation of gene expression
Cellular component (GO): nucleus; chromatin
Molecular function (GO): histone H3K4me/H3K4me2/H3K4me3 demethylase activity
Source: RefSeq, a predicted model, not a curated record
GAAAAUUUUUUCCGGAUUUUUUGGUGUUUUUUUUUUUGUUUUUUGCUCUGAAAAUCUUGUGUAGUCAAAAGGAGUUUUUUCAGCUGCUUUUAGUGAAGUGAAAUUACAGAAAUCUUUUGGAUCAACAACAUAUAAAGGUUCACUUUAUGGCAGCUCAGAAUUAUUGUUAGGAUGUCAAAUUACGUACUCUAAGUUGGGCUGCUGAAUUGAUUCUUUAAUUUUUAAGUACUGAUGGGGACAGAACUUAUGAGGGUUUGUGUUAAAGAAGAGAACGAUGACAUUCCAUCAGUUCCACCAGGUUUUGAGUCAUAUGCAUCUUUUACCUUAAAGAGGGCACAAGAUACUGAAAAACAAGAGAGUGAUAAUGUAAUGUGCUGCUCAGCCCCUGCAAGUACUUCCGAAACCAGUCCGGUUAAAAAGGAAACUGAGUUGGGCAAUAGGGGAAACGCAAAGAUUUCAAGGUCUCUGAGGCGUAGACCUUGGAUAAACUAUGGUCGAUAUGAUAAUAGUUCAGAAGAGGAGCCUGAUUGUGGGAAGCUUGAUCAAAAUCUAAGAUUGAGACUUAAUCUUCCUAAAGGUGUUAUCCGUGGAUGUCCGGAGUGUAAUGAUUGCCAAAAGGUAACUGCAAGAUGGCGUCCAGAAGAGGCAUGUAGGCCAGACCUUGAGGAUGCACCUGUAUUCUACCCAACAGAAGAGGAGUUUGAAGAUACUUUGAAGUAUAUAGCUAGUAUACGACCAAGAGCAGAACAAUAUGGAAUUUGUCGCAUUGUUCCUCCAUCUUCUUGGAAGCCUCCUUGUCCUCUUAAAGAAAAGAAUGUGUGGGAAAAUUCUAGAUUCACUACUCGUGUGCAGAGGGUUGACAAGCUUCAGAAUCGUGAUUCAAUGAGAAAAAUGUCAAAAGUUAAUAACAAUAUGAGGAGGAAAAGGAGAAGAUGCAUGAGAAUGGCUGUAGACUGUGGGUCUGAUAGUGGAAGUAUCUCAGGGUCUGCUGAUGCUGGGUUUUGUGAAGUUGAGAGGUUUGGGUUUGAACCUGGUCCAGAGUUUACUCUGGAAAAAUUUCAGAAGUAUGCAGAUGAUUUCAAGGCACAGUACUUAAGGAGGAGGGAAAACGGUGUGGAUAUGGAAGGUAGAAUGACCAUUCUUCAAGAGCACCCUGAGCCUUCAGUUGAGAAUAUUGAGGGUGAAUACUGGCGGGUAGUGGAGAAAGCAACCGAGGAAAUAGAGGUCUUAUAUGGGGCUGAUCUGGAAACAGGGGUUUUUGGCAGUGGGUUUCCCAAGAAGCCCAGUCAAGUUGAAUUUGUUUCAAAUGAAAAGUACAUAAAAUCAGGCUGGAACUUAAAUAACUUUCCCAGGCUUCCUGGAUCUGUUCUCUCUUAUGAAAGCAGUGAUAUUUCUGGGGUUCUGGUUCCCUGGUUGUAUGUUGGAAUGUGCUUUUCCUCCUUUUGCUGGCAUGUUGAAGAUCACCACCUAUACUCACUAAAUUACAUGCAUUGGGGUGCUCCAAAAAUUUGGUAUGGUGUCCCCGGAAAGGAUGCUUCUAAACUGGAGGAGGCUAUGAGAAAGCAUUUGCCUGACCUUUUUGACGAACAACCUGACUUGCUUCAUAAACUGGUCACUCAGCUUUCCCCUUCCAUACUAAAGUAUGAAGGGGUACCUGUCUAUCGGUGUGUUCAGAAUGCUGGAGAGUUUGUUCUGACCUUCCCUAGAGCAUAUCAUGCGGGGUUCAACUGUGGUUUCAAUUGCGCUGAGGCAGUAAAUGUAGCUCCUGUUGACUGGUUGCCUCAUGGGCAGAUCGCUAUUGAGCUAUACCGUGAACAGGGAAGAAAAACUUCCAUCUCACAUGAUAAACUGUUGCUUGGAGCAGCAAGGGAAGCAGUCAAAGCCCUCUGGGAGCUCAAUUUAUUGAAGAAGUACACUUCUGAUAACAUAAGGUGGAAAGAUAUGUGUGGAAAGGAUGGAGUCUUAGCUAAAACUCUCAAGACGCGUGUUGAGAUGGAGCAUCGAGGGAGGGAAGUUCUUUGCAGUUCCUCUCUGGCUGUGAAAAUGGAGAGCAAUUUUGAUGCUACCAGCGAGAGAGAAUGCAGUAUAUGUUUUUUUGAUUUGCACCUUUCUGCAGCAGGUUGUCAUUGCUCCCCCGAUAGAUAUGCAUGCCUGAAUCAUGCAAAGCAGUUCUGCUCAUGUGCUAGGGGUGCCAAAAUUUUCCUUUUUCGUUAUGACAUAAAUGAAUUAAAUAUCCUUGUUGAGGCGCUGGAAGGAAAACUAAGUGCAGUAUAUAGGUGGGCAAGACUAGACCUUGGGCUGGCCCUGAGUUCAUAUGUCUCCAGAGACAAUAUGCUGGGUGCUAAAUUAUCGCAUGCCCUGGAAGUAAUACCUAAAGGGGUGCAAUCACAACCAUCAGUUAAUUCCGUCAAAGAUUUACCAGGAGAAGAAAUGUCGAAAGACAAGCCUUUGAUUUUAGCUCAGAUCUCUGCUCAGAUGUUAUUGCUACAAAGAAACAAACUACCAGAGGCUGCAUUACCAUCAAAAGUUUCAAAUGCUAAGUUGAAGAAAGAGGAAACCAUUCUUUCUGCAUCAAAUUUAAGAAUGCCUGUUUGCCACUUCUCCCAGGAACAUAGGCCAUCCACUGGAGGCGAAACUGCUGUAGAAAGUAGAGUGAAGAAACCUUCAGCUCCAGCAGAUGAUAACAUUAUUCUUCUUAGCGAUGAUGAAGGUGAUGAGCCAAAGAAACCAGUUUCAGAAAGACCAAAAGAACAUUUUAUUACAAAGCAGUCAGACGUUUCAUUGAGGCUGGCACCAUCAGGCGAAGCGAUCACAUGUAAUUUUAAUAAUGAGCCUAUCUUAACCAUCCCUCUGACUGAUGCUGCAGUUAUGAAUCAAAGGGAUGCCAGUUCCCCUGAUGUACAAAGGAAUAGUUGUUCAUCUCAUUAUUCUCAAGUGAAAGAUGAGCAUGCUGGAAAUGAUAUCACAUUGUUUGGAUAUAAUCACCAGAAUAUUUCUUGUCAUUUAGACUCCGCCAUUGCAGAAUCUGGUAGAAAUGUUCAGGAUUCUUGUAAUAGUACAGAGAUGUAUAAUAUCAAUAAUAAUCUUGUGACUGUUGAAAGCAACCUUCAGCAUCUGCUGCCAUUGGAAAGUGAAAAAGCUAACAAGGAUAAAUUUGAGAAGUUGGGAGCCAUUGCCUCUUCAAAUUUAGUUGACAAUGCAAAAGCUAAUGUAGGAGGGCCGUCUUGCUCUCAAAAUAAUCUGGACAGAAACUUCCGGCAGAAAGGACCUCGCAUUGCUAAGGUAGUGCGCAGGAUCAACUGCAAUGUUGAGCCACUGGAAUUUGGAGUUGUUCUCUCUGGGAAUUUUUGGUGUAACAGCCAGGCCAUUUUUCCUAAAGGAUUUAAGAGCCGGGUUAGGUAUAUAAACGUUUUAGAUCCAACAAAUAUGGCAUACUAUGUCUCAGAAAUUCUGGAUGCAGGAAGGGAUGGACCUUUGUUCAUGGUUUCUGUGGAGCAUUGUCCCAGUGAAGUAUUCAUCCAUGUUUCAGCUGCCAGAUGCUGGGAGAUGGUGAGGGAGAAAGUGAAUCAAGAGAUCACAAAGCAGCAUAGACUAGGAAGGACCAACCUCCCACCAUUACAGCCUCCUGGAAGCCUAGAUGGCUUUGAGAUGUUUGGUUUUUCUUCACCAGCAAUCGUGCAGGCCGUUGAGGCAAUCGAUCGAAAUCGAGUUUGUACAGAGUAUUGGGACUCUCGGCCUUACUCACGGCCUCGAGUGCAGAUUCUACAACAUUCUCAGCUCCCUGAUAAUGGUGGGAACUUAUUUAGGACAUCUGGAGAACAAAGUAAUGCAGGGGAUCCUCGCAACAAUUGCUUGCCUGGUGGAGUUGACACGAUACUCAGAGGCCUAUUCAAGAAGGCCAACUCUGAAGAAUUACACUUGCUUUGUAGCAUUUUAAGUGACAAAAGGCCACCCGUGGAUGUAGACCGUGUGGCUCGACUCCUUAAUGAAGAGAUUCACCGUCGUCCUGGAUGAUUGAAAUUUUUUUUUUUGGUCUCAUGCGCAUUGAGACCAAACUUGGGGGAUUCCAUUUUUCCUCUUCUUUCGUCACUGUAAAUUCCGGUGUCCAGCUUUUCACGCUGCACGUACAGCUUUCAUUCAAUCCGUCAAUUCUUUCGGGUAGGAAAAAUUGAUUAAAAAAACUAUAGGUUAUUUUUGCAUCCUGACUAUUGUAGCAUAAACAAGUCCAGAAAUUCAACUGGUGGAAUCUCACUGCCUCUCUCAUUUUGGCAUUAUCCAGGCAUCGAUAAGGGGUACCAUUAUCCACUUCUACAAAUUUUUGUUGAUCUUGAGUUGUAGUUUUAGCUUCAUACACAGUGUUAAUAAAAACAAAGCCCCUUCUAACU